AUGACUCAGCUCCGAUACUCUCCUCUUACUGGCCACUAUCGCCAGUUCACCUCCACCCGUGAAAUUUCCAAUUUUACUCGCAAAUUUGCUUAUAAUACUUCCCCAAACGGGCUUUCCAUUUGCUCGUUAAAAUGUGCUGAAACUACACAAUCACCUAAUUUCCAUAUCCCUUGUGCUGGGGGUGGAGGUGAUAUUGGUUUUCGAGGAGGUAGUGGUGGUGGGGAUAGUGACAGUGGAGGUUGGGCUGAUGGUGGUGGAGAUUCGGAUGAUUCCAAGUCUUCAUUGGAUAGUUUUGGACCAGUUGGGGCUUUUCUAAAUGGUUGGAGGUCGAGGGUUGCCGCUGAUCCACAGUUCCCGUUCAAGGUUCUUAUGGAGGAGUUGGUUGGUGUUACUGCUUGUGUUAUUGGUGACAUGGCAUCACGUCCGAAUUUUGGUCUCAAUGAGCUUGAUUUCGUGUUUUCUACUCUUGUUGUUGGUUCGAUUCUGAAUUUUGUGCUCAUGUAUCUCCUAGCGCCAACUAUGGCUUCUUCGAGCGCAAGUCUUCCUGCAAUUUUUGCAAAUUGUCCUCCAAGCCACAUGUUUGAGCCAGGACCUUAUAGUAUGUUGAAUAGGUUAGGUACUUUUGUGUAUAAAGGAACUCUGUUUGCUGCUGUUGGAUUUGCGGCUGGACUUGUUGGAACUGCUAUUUCGAAUGGUUUGAUCAAGAUGAGGAAGAAGAUGGAUCCAAACUUUGAGACACCAAACAAGCCUCCGCCAACAGUUUUGAAUGCUGGUACUUGGGCAAUUCACAUGGGUCUUAGCAGUAAUUUGAGAUACCAAACUCUGAAUGGCGUUGAGUUUUUGCUAGCCAAGGGGCUUUCACCGGUCAUUUUCAAAUCCUCAGUCGUCGUUUUAAGAUGCUUGAACAAUGUUCUUGGAGGGAUGUCAUUCGUGAUUUUAGCCAGGUUAACUGGAUCGCAGAGCGUCGAUCAAGGGAGGGCAGACACUACUCAUGUCGAAUCUGCUGAAGCGAGGGAGAAACUGGUGAAUGAGGGUGAUGACUUGGGCAGUAGUGAAUCUACUUCCAAGUGA
Messenger RNA from Fraxinus pennsylvanica, 1071 nucleotides. NCBI's taxonomy places the organism in Eukaryota, Viridiplantae, Streptophyta, Magnoliopsida, Lamiales, Oleaceae. The record is from the annotation of a GenBank genome assembly.